Molecule: messenger RNA, 2502 nt
Organism: Sesamum indicum (sesame)
Lineage: Eukaryota; Viridiplantae; Streptophyta; Magnoliopsida; Lamiales; Pedaliaceae
Gene: U2AF35B
Product: Zinc finger C-x8-C-x5-C-x3-H type family protein
Biological process (GO): mRNA splicing, via spliceosome
Cellular component (GO): U2AF complex
Molecular function (GO): RNA binding; metal ion binding
Source: RefSeq, a predicted model, not a curated record
UUCUUCACCGUACGCCACUUCACUCGCACAACUCAACCUCGCUGCAAUUUCCAUUUCACCAUUACACCUCCCUUCAAAAAUUAGGGUUUCUGCACUUUCUCGAACCCUAAUCAGAUCCAACGAUUAAUCUAUCUGAUUCCAGUAUCAAAUUAUGGCGGAGCACUUGGCCUCCAUAUUCGGGACCGAGAAAGACCGUGUCAAUUGCCCUUUUUACUUCAAGAUCGGCGCCUGCCGUCACGGAGACCGCUGCUCUCGCCUCCACAACCGUCCCGCCAUUUCCCCGACGCUGCUGCUCUCGAAUAUGUACCAGCGGCCCGACAUGAUCACCCCAGGCGUUGACGCCCAGGGACAACCCAUUGACCCCCGCAAGAUCCAGGAACAUUUCGAGGAUUUCUACGAGGACAUCUUUGAGGAGCUCAGCAAAUUUGGGGAGAUCGAGACCCUCAACGUCUGCGACAACCUAGCCGACCACAUGAUUGGGAAUGUCUAUGUCCAGUUCAAGGAGGAGGAUCAGGCUGCCGCUGCUUUGAACGCCUUGCAGGGGAGGUUUUACUCUGGCCGUCCCAUUAUUGCCGACUUUUCGCCUGUCACCGAUUUUCGCGAGGCCACCUGCAGGCAAUACGAGGAGAAUAGUUGUAAUCGUGGGGGCUAUUGCAAUUUUAUGCAUGUCAAAAUGAUCGGUAGGGAACUGAGGAGGAAGCUGUUUGGCAGGCACCAUGGCAGGUUUUGGGGGAAGCGGAGCCGCAGCAGGAGUGCGAGUCCACCGCAGCAUUACCAUAGGCGAGAGAGGGAGAGGGAGCGGGAGAGGGAUCAUGAGAGGCGGGAUUAUCGUGGUGGGGGAAGGAGGAGUGGAGGUGAUAGAUAUGGAGGAAGGUAUGAGAGUGAGAGGAGAAGGCAUGGAGGUAGUCCAAGGAGGAGCAGGAGUCCAGUGAGGGAAGGGAGCGAGGAGCGCAGAGCUAGGAUUGAGCAGUGGAAUCGGGAGAGGGAGGAGAAGGGGCAGUGAUACUGUUGGAACCCUUGCAUCUUCUUGUCUUCCUUUGGGCAUUGCUGUAGUUUGUUAGUGUAGAAUGCUAGUCAGAAACUGCAUGUGCACUUCUUUAGGACUAUGUUUGUUUUUAUACAUGAUAAGAUAAUGAUUGAAGAUUUAGUUAAUACAACCUAUGAGCUUUCGAUUUUGUCUAACAUGAAUUGUCUCGGGAAGAUUGCUAGUUUUGCUGUUGUUUUCAUGAGACUUGCUUGCUUCUAUAAUGUGCUGCUUAUAUAUAUAUAUAUAUAUAUGUUUAUUUUAGUUCUUAAUUGUUGACAGAACUAGCAGUUUGUCUUACUUGUUUAUUCGAUUUCCAUUUCUCAUGUCCUUUGUGGUGAUUGUGGAUCCGUUUCAUUUAAGUACAGAUUUUUAUUUGUGCACGCUCCUCUUCCAGAUCCUUUGAAAUAUGGAUGAUUAGAAUAUGAAUCUCCCAACCUGGAAAGCAAUACCGAAUUGUCCUUACCUUACAUCACAGUUGAUUGAAGGUGGUGUCAAUCCUCGGUUAGCUCGUUCAAAAUCCCCUUUCUAGCUAUUACCUUUGCCAGAGGAUUUUUCAUUUAUUUCUGAAGGCCUCCAUCUAGCUGUCUAGCACCUUUUCUGAUCGUUAUAUGGAAGAUUACAUAUGAAUCAUUCCUAGUGAACUUAUGCUUGUGCGGGGCAUUCUGAAAUGUUUGGCCUGCAUGCUGGGGUAGCACCCUUCCUAUAUUAGGAACAAUGGCUUGGUGAAUAAAACGCACUAAAACCUUGGAGGAUGUAAUUGAUAAAAUGUAUCUGAGAGGAGAAUAAGCAAGAUCUUUUAAUGCAAAAACUGAAUUCAAGUUAAGUUUCAUUGUGGCUUAUUGAUGGAGUGACCCGCUUUUCACUGGUGAUGUUGAUGUGGACAUUCAAAUUCAAAUCCCACCUGUAGCUGAACAACCUGUAGUCAGCAGAGCUAUCGUUACUCAAUUUUGCUGUUUUGUUUUGCAGCCAUAUGAAAUGAGCUUACCGGUAAAAUAGUCAGAACCUUCUUGUUUUCCUGAAGCUUAUUUUGACUAUGAUUUGCUAUAUUAUCUUUAUUUCGUUCUAGUUGUCAGGCAUCAGAAGUGGGCUUCCUGGCCUUGAAUGAAGUAUAAUUUCUAUAGUUUCGUCAAUGUCCAUCUUGUCUUUUUUAUGAUUCUGUCAAGAUUACUGUUGUUUGGAUAAACCGAGCAUAGUUGUGUUGGCACAUCUCAACAUGGUGCAUCACAUGUCUGUAUAUGCAUGCAUCCUCAUCGAGACUUGGUAUUGAGGAUGCCCAUUGUAGAGCAAUAAAUUUGAUUAGAAGUCUUCAAACUGACUCAACUUCUUAAUUGUUUAUUCUAGCAUCAGCUAUGGUACGUAAGGAUAUUUUGAUUUGGCUGUUGAUUCCACCAACAUACCUUUUCUGCUUUGGAUAUUGAUGCUGAAGGAAUUCCUUUACCUGCCGGAAAACUUGCCAUUUUUUGGUCCUUCUUGUC